GGAGUGCGUCCCCGUACUACCUACCUACACUGUACUACAAUACUACAUACAUCUCUCCCAAACCUAAACCAUGGCUUCCCCCCCGAUAGAAGAGCUGGCAAAAGAGUGGCUGCGCCUGGACAGGGACCCCACGACACGUGACGAGAUAUACCGUCUGCUCAACCGCGGCGAGAAAGAGGAGCUGGAGCGACGUCUGCGCAAGCGUAUCGCCUUCGGUACCGCCGGCCUGCGCGCCUCGAUGCAGGCCGGGUUCGCGCGCCUCAACUCGCUGACGGUCAUCCAGGCAUCGCAGGGCCUGGCCGCCUACCUGCUGGCCAGCGUGCCCGACGUCAAACACCGCGGCGUCGUUAUCGGGCGCGACGCACGCCACAACUCGGAGAAGUUUGCCAAGCUGACGGCGGCAGCGUUCGUGGCCAAGGGCAUCCGCGUGUGGUGGUGCGAAGACCACGUCCACACGCCGCUGGUGCCGUUUGGCGUGCGCGAACUGACGGCCGCCGCGGGCAUCAUGAUCACGGCCAGCCACAACCCGGCCCAGGACAACGGCUACAAGGUCUACUGGGGCAACGGCUGCCAGAUCAUCCCGCCCCAUGACAUUGCCAUCGCCCGCGCCAUCGAGCAGAACCUCGACCCCAUCACCUGGGACACGUCGGUCGUCGACGACGGCAGCCUGCUCAUCGAGGGCGCCAUCGGCCUGGUGCGCGACAGCUACUUCCGCGCCGUCAAGCUGACCGCCGUGCCCGAAAAGGUCCUGCGCCCCGACCCGGCCGGGCUCAACUUCGUCUACACGCCCAUGCACGGCGUCGGCCUGCCUUACAUGGCCCAGGCCGUCAAGGACCUGGGCUUCGCCGACUGCAUGCACGUCGUGCAGGCCCAGGCCAAGCCCGAUCCGGACUUCCCCACGGUCAAGUUCCCCAACCCGGAGGAGAAGGGCGCCCUGGACCUGGCCAAGCAGACGGCCGACGAGGUCGGCGCUGCCCUCAUCAUCGCCAGCGAUCCGGAUGCCGACCGCCUCGCCGCCGCGGUCAAGCUCGACGACGCCUCCUGGCGCCAGUUGACGGGCAACCAGCUGGGCGUGCUUCUGGCGUCGCACGUGCUGGCGACGUACCCGAAGGAGAAGCCGCGCGAGAAGCUGGCCAUGCUGGCGUCGGCCGUGUCGUCGCGCAUGCUGGCCGCCAUGGCCCAGGCCGAGGGCUUCAAGUUCGCCGAGACACUGACGGGCUUCAAGUGGCUGGGCAACAUUGGCAUCCGCCUCGACGGCGAGGGCUACGACGUGCGCUUCGCGUACGAGGAGGCGCUCGGCUACAUGCUGCCGUCGGUCGUCAACGACAAGGACUCGAUCAGCGCGGCGGCCUACUUCCUGACGGCCGUGACGCGCUGGCAGGCCGACGAGGGCCUGACGCCGUGGGGCAAGCUGCAGCAGCUCUACGCCCGCUACGGCUUCUUCGCCGACGCAAACACCUACCUCGUCUCGCCGGACCCGGACACGACCAACCGCGUCUUCGGCGACAUCCGCGCCCUCGCGGACCCCUACCCCGCCGCUCUCGGCGAGCGCGCCAUCCGCCGCUGGCGCGACCUCACCGUCGGCUACGACAGCGCGGCAGAGGACCCGCAGGUGCCCGACUUGCCCGUGUCGCCCGACAGCCAGAUGAUCACGUGCGAGCUCGACGGCGGAGUGCGCUUCACGGUGCGUGGCUCGGGCACCGAGCCCAAGAUCAAGCUGUACAUUGAGGCGAGCGCGGCGAGCGAGAAGGAGGCGCAGCAGACGGCGGACGCCGUGUUGGCGGAUUUGCUGAAGGAGUGGUUCAAACCGGAGGUGAAUGGGCUGAGGCUGGCUUAGAGGGAGGCGGGAGAUGAGAGAUGAGAGAGUUGUGGACGGUUGGAUGGGCGGCUAGAUUUGACUAUUUGCGACGAGCGCUGCUUUCAGAGCUGUAAUGCAAUACCCCCUUUAGAUUAUUGAUGAAGACUUUCUUUCUGCAUGUUGGGUUUUGGACAGGAGAGGAGCGGGGGGAUCCUCAUUGGACUAGCAGUGGCAUCCGUCCUACCAUCUCGGCGUACCGGAAAGGGUGAUGUCCACCAUCACGCACGCACUAUGGCCAAAGGCAAGCCUCGGGAAGCAGUCAACACAAUCGCCAACAACUACCUACGCUCAGUUACCCCCAUUCACUCCAGUACCGAGCCACACUGCCUCACAAAGGAUCCAAAACACAACCUCAUCAAACACCAAAAUCACCAGGUAAAAAGCAGCAACCACCCCUCCACUCCACGCUCAGGUACCC
This is a messenger RNA of Aplosporella prunicola CBS 121167, 2276 nucleotides long. RefSeq lists its product as uncharacterized. Gene Ontology annotation, molecular function: phosphopentomutase activity; magnesium ion binding. The transcript has a single exon. Gene Ontology annotation, biological process: purine ribonucleoside salvage; carbohydrate metabolic process. NCBI's taxonomy places the organism in Eukaryota, Fungi, Ascomycota, Dothideomycetes, Botryosphaeriales, Aplosporellaceae. The record is from RefSeq and is a predicted model, not a curated record. The coding region runs from base 71 to 1837 and encodes 588 amino acids.